Molecule: messenger RNA, 809 nt
Organism: Medicago truncatula (barrel medic)
Lineage: Eukaryota; Viridiplantae; Streptophyta; Magnoliopsida; Fabales; Fabaceae
Exons: 2
Coding region: 138-656 (172 amino acids)
Cellular component (GO): chloroplast
Source: RefSeq, a predicted model, not a curated record
UUGUAUAAUUGCCAAAGCACCAUCCCAACCUUAUCUUCAAGACAUUUCCAAAUUCCACCCAUCUUUGGUUGUUUAAGCAAAUAAGGUAAUAAUAAUUUGACAAAACACAAGAGCUACCAUAUUUAGUACCAAACAAUAUGCAUCCUACUAUACUUCCCAAGGGUAUGGCCAAAUGGACAAUGAUGCCAUGGCCUAGGCUACCUAUACCAUUAUCAAUUGUCAAAUUUCCAACUCACAAUGUAAGCUUGUGUUUUGACUUUAAAGACUUAGAUUUGAGCAACCAAAGAGGUAUAAGCCUUUUGUGUGGAGCAAGGAGGCAAAUUAGAUACCAAGACGAGGAUGAAGAAAGAGAUGAUGAGUCUGGACACAAUGAGGAAAUUUCAAAGUUGGAAUUCUAUAGUCAAUCAGCAAGAGGAGAAGCACUCAUUGUUCAUGCACUUGUGGACCAAAAUGAAGUAGAAGUGCUUAUCUUCAAGGGGUUUUCUUCAUCCUUGAGCUAUGGUACUUCCCCUGACCCAACAAGAAGCAUUCUUCCAGCCAGGGCAGUGAUAAAGUCUAUAGAUAGAAUCAAAGGGCCUUUUGACCCUGCCAAUAUAGAGUAUCUGCAGAAGGAUGUGCCAUGGGAAGAAUUCAAGACAAAUCUUCUUUCUAGCUAAAGACAGUGUAGUUAGCUUCUUAAAUUUUUUUCAAUAAUUUUUUCUCUGUGAUUUAAUUUGUAUACUUUGUCGCCGUAACAAAUUUUAUAUUGUCAAACAAAUAUAACCUUGAGAUCAUUAAAAAUGUUCGACUUUAAUUAUAACAACUUUAAA